Molecule: messenger RNA, 1065 nt
Organism: Capronia epimyces CBS 606.96
Lineage: Eukaryota; Fungi; Ascomycota; Eurotiomycetes; Chaetothyriales; Herpotrichiellaceae
Exons: 1
Coding region: 1-1065 (354 amino acids)
Source: RefSeq, a predicted model, not a curated record
AUGUCCGUGUCGCUCGACCUCGAAGCCCAGCGCUCGGAGAACCUACAACAGAAGCGGAAACUGUUAGACGAGCUCAACCUCAAUCUCAACCUCGACCUCUCCUCUCAGCCUAACAGACGGAGUCGGCUAGGCUUUGAUGGACUACGACCAGCCAAAAAGCGGCGGCUCAACACCUCCACUCCUCGGGCCAUCCCGUCAAGGACCUCUGCGAGGAUAGCAGCCAGCGGGGCUAGGACAUCUUACACCGAAGAGCGCGAGCGGCAUGAGGCUGAAGGACCAGCUCCCAGGAAGUCCAGGAGACCACCCACCUCCAGAUACAGGGCGGACCAGCCACAACAAAAUCCACCACCGCCUUCUGCGGCUGUUCAAUCGGUCCAGCCUUCGUUGCCCUCCUUCGAUGCCGACCUUGCCUCCCUCCUUGAUCAGUACAACAGCUGGCAACCGGCGGCGUCUGAGCCUACUUUACUUCCUGAUGGCACGUACCAUUUCGAGUCUCACCCGACCUUCAGACCAAACAAAUCCCCUCUUUCCAUCUUGCUCGAGGGCGCCUUUGGUGGCCACCACUUCUCCCCGUGGCACAGCCGGACCCUACGCCUCACUCUAUGCGACGACUAUCUGAGGACUCUGCCCCCAUCGUGGCUGUCGCACCUGCAGCCAGCCGGCAAAUAUUUGGUUUCGCCGACCUACGAUGCCUCGUUGAACAGGUACGGCGUCACGUGCGGACAGACUCUGACCCAGUGGGAAGACGCGGGCUGGAUCAACUUUACCCACGACCCUCGCGGUUGGUUUGAGUGGUAUAUCCGCUUUUGGCUCGGUCGGCGCUGCGAUGAUGGUGAGGAUGAGAGGCAAGUUGGGAGGUGGCUAAGGUGUGUCGGCCCCAGGGGAAGAUGGAAGCGUCUGUUGUUGAAGAAGUACGUCGACCUCGGGGUUAAAAGUAUCUUCGAUGACGACGGCCGAGAAGAUGGGCAGGAGGUCAGUCCCGUCAUGCAUCAGACCUGUCAUCACUGGGCAUACCAGGUCCGUCAAGAAGAUCUAGAUGAUGCGUGGAAGGAAAAAGGAGGUUAG